Messenger RNA from Zea mays, 1918 nucleotides. RefSeq lists its product as uncharacterized. Bases 202 to 1503 code for a protein of 433 amino acids. The record is from RefSeq and is a predicted model, not a curated record. The transcript is spliced from 15 exons. Lineage: Eukaryota; Viridiplantae; Streptophyta; Magnoliopsida; Poales; Poaceae.
ACAGCCAGUAGCGGCUCCGGGCCCGCCUGUCAUACGAAGCCGAGUCCCGCGCUGGUUUCUCGUUAACUAAUAAGCCCUCACCGCGCGCGAGGGUGGAGUAGACGCAAUCCCACGCGAAUCCCAUCGGAUCGAGUCCAUCAGCACGCCGAAGAAUAAACCGUCGUCGAGGAGGAAGUAGGGGGCCGCGAGGUGGACUUCAGGAUGCAGGCGCAGAGGUCCCCGGCGAUGGCGGGAGGUGGCGGCGCCGCCACGGCGGUGGCGGCUGGGGCGGCGGUUGGGAUGCCGUCCCAGGCCACGCUGCCGGUGCGGCGGCGGUGCGAGGGCACGGCCAUGGGAGCCAUCACGCUUGACCUCCGCCCCGGGCUCGGCGUCGGCCCCUUCACCCUCGGCAUGCCGAUAUCGGAUGCGUUUACACAGAUAGAGCGGCAGCCGAAUAUCUACGACGUUGUCCACGUGAAAUACUUCGACGAGGAGCCUCUCAAGCUGGACUUUGUCAUUAGCUUUCCGGACCAUGGAUUUCACCUACGCUUUGAUCCUUGGUCCCAGAGGCUCCGUCUCGUAGAGAUUUAUGAUGUUAAGAGAUUGCAAUUGCGAUAUGCGACAUCUUUAAUUGGUGGCCCGUCAACAUUAGCCACUUUUGCGGCUGUGUAUGCACUCUUUGGACCAACUUUCCCUGGCAUAUAUGACAAAGAGAGGGGAAUUUAUACGCUGUUCUACCCAGGUUUAUCCUUCGCAUUCCCUAUUCCCAGCCAGUAUACAAAUCUAUUCACUAAUGGAGAAGUGGCAGAUUUGCCACUGGAAUUCCCAGAUGGUACAACCCCUGUUACUUGUCGGGUUUGUAUAUAUGAUAGCUCGACAGAUAGCAAGGUUGGGGUUGGAUCUUUGAUGGACAAAGCAAUGGUACCUGCACUGCCUGCAGGCAGCCUGUAUAUGGAGGAGGUGCACGCGAAGCUUGGUGAAGAACUUUGGUUCACAAUAGGGGGGCAACAUAUUCCUUUUGGUGCAUCACCACAGGAUGUCUGGACUGACUUGGGUCGUCCUUGUGGUAUCCAUCAGAAGCAGGUGGACCAAAUGGUCAUACACUCCGCAUCAGAAGCCAGGCCUCGGACGACCCUUUGUGGAGAUUACUUUUACAACUACUUCUCACGUGGAAUUGAUAUCUUAUUUAAUGGACAGACACAUAGGAUAAAGAAGUUUGUUUUGCAUACAAACUUCCCUGGCCACUCAGAUUUCAAUUCAUAUAAGAAAUGCAACUUUGUUAUAUACGACGCUGAAGCUGAAGGUACAUGUCAGCCUAAUAAUGCCUCAAAAAAUUGCAUAACACCUAGUACAAAAUGGGAACAAGUCAAGGAGAUCCUCGGUGACUGUGGCCGAGCUGCAAUCCAGACACAAGGCUCCAUGAACAAUCCAUUUGGAUCAACUUUUGUAUAUGGUUAUCAGAAUAUCGCUUUCGAGGUGAUGAAAAACGGAUAUAUUGCAACUGUCACCCUCUUCCAAUCAUGAGUCUUCCAUUUUGACAGUGUGCCACUACAUGUGCUGCUGCUCUGAGCUCUGGCUGCAACAAUGAUGGUUAACCUGCAGAAAGGAAGUAUGCCGUACUUUUGUGCUUCAGCAGCAGCAAUUUCGAGUCGAAGCCAACUCUAUGGGGCCUGGUGACGGUGCUUGGUUUAUGGAAUGGGAUGCAGCUGCGCAGUCGAUAUGGAUCAGCACCGUGACUUGUAUUUGUGCUGUACAUCCCGGCCGUUGUACAUGAACUAACUGUACCCUGUGACCUCACCUUGUGUACAUAAAUGGUCUUUAUUUAUUGGAAAAGAAAAUGUACAUACUGCCAUGUGGUCGCCUAAUGGAACUGUGCUAGCUAAACAUCUCAUGUGGGUACUGAUAUGAUUUGUCCAGUAGUUUGAUAUUGGUUCCAGUC